Armigeres subalbatus is the source of this 978-nucleotide messenger RNA. RefSeq lists its product as uncharacterized. The record is from RefSeq and is a predicted model, not a curated record. NCBI's taxonomy places the organism in Eukaryota, Metazoa, Arthropoda, Insecta, Diptera, Culicidae. Bases 42 to 794 code for a protein of 250 amino acids. The transcript has 2 exons.
UUCACCCACGAGGAGGAAAAGGAAGGAAGCCCACCAACACCAUGAGAGUCAUCCCAUACACAUCAAAUCAUUCGUAUCAGCAUAAAAUGGCAGCUUUUCAUCACAUGAUCCACAGGAUGCAGACGAUUCCCCUGAGCGAAGAAGGAAAAACGAAGGAGCUACAACACAUCUUGGAAACAGCGAGGAUCAACGGAUACAAGGAAAGAACAAUACAAGCAAUCAUCAACAAGAAGCAGAGGAACCUACGGAAAAACGAACUGACAACACUGACACCGAUUGAUGAACCGCUGAAGAGGGUAUCGGUCCCCUAUGAUCGACACAUCACCCACCAGCUACGCCAUCGACUGAGGAAAUUCGGCAUCGAUUUAGUAUUCUCCAGCAGAAGCAAUCAACUGAAGACACUGUUGGGCUCCACAAAGGAUAGAGUAGAAAUGUUAAAUAAGGCCGGGGUUUAUCAAAUUAAUUGUUCACAGUGUGAUAAAGUAUAUGUAGGUCAAACAAAAAGAUCGUUAGAUGUAAGGUUCAAAGAACAUAUUGCAGAAGUAAGUAAGGCUAAGAGGGAAUCUGAUAAGGGAUUAAAUUAUGAGUUUAGGUCUAAGGUAGCUGAACAUGUAUAUCAGGAAAAUCAUUCAAUUACGACAUCAAACAUUAAAAUUUUAAGAAAUGUCUCUUCUCCGUGGAAACUUGAUGUUGCUGAGAGCUUGGAAAUCUACCGACAGGUACAAACGCGAUUGUUGAAUAAAGAUCAAGGAAAUGGUAGCUCCUGGCUCUUCAAGUUUAUACCUAAGCAUUAAGCGCAUCAAGCGAGUAGAAAUAAGCACCGUAGUAAGAUAAGUACCUAGAUAAAUUAUUAUACCUACGCAUAGUAUAAAUAGUGUAAUCUGCGAUCAUUUUCUUCAAGUCGAGUCAAGUACGAGACACUGAAGACGGCCUUACCUUUGAGGUCGAAAUACGUAUCUGUCAAGAUACAAUUAAGUG